AAAAAAAAAAAAAAAAAAAAAAAAAAAAAAAAAAGUAAGUCAGAAGCUUCGACUAACAUCGUCAACUAAUCAAAACAGUCCGAUCUUCAGGCAUACUUGACUUAAAGAUACUGUGUUAUUGCUUGGUAUUUUAAAGGUUUAUUUCUUAACUCCUCUCUUGAGGUAAAGAGUGCAGCACUGGAUUGUGAUGGAUAACGGGUGCUUGGGAGAUAUUUUUGAUGGCUUUGGUCAAAAGCAUUCUGGUGGAGAGGGUUCCAUUCCAGCUUUGACAAGCGACAAUAGUACUGCAGCUGCUUACAAAGAUCCUCAGAUAUCAAACCAGUUGUCUAUCCAUCAUGAUGGUAGUGCCACAAAGAAGAAAAGAGUAUCAAGAAUCAUUGGCGGGGGUCUGCGCCAGUUCAGUAUCAUAAUUUGUAAGAAAGUGGAGAGCAAGGGAAAAACCACAUAUAGUGAGGUUGCUGAUGAAAUCAUAGCUGAGCUUACUGCAACAAAUAAUAAUUCAGCAGUAUCCCUGGACGAGUUUGAUGAGAAGAAUAUACGGCGGCGGGUAUAUGAUGCACUAAAUGUUCUUAUGGCAAUGGACAUAAUCAUUAAAGACAAAAAGGAAAUAUGGUGGAAGGGGCUUCAUAAUGCAAAUGUGAAGGAUAUGGAAGAAAUUAAGGCAUUGCGUGUGAAGGCGAUGAAUAGAAUUGAAAAGAAAGCAGCCUACUUGAAAGAAUUGGAAGAACAAAUUGCAGGUCUCCAAAAUCUGAUGUUGCGUAAUCAGCAACUGCUCAAGUCUGGAAAUGCUCCUUUUGGAGGGUUCUCUUUGCCAUUUAUAGUAGUUCGGACAAACCCUCAUGCUACAGUUGAGAUUGAGAUUUCUGAGGACAUGCAGUUAGUACAUCUUGACUUCAAUAGUACACCGUUUUCCUUGCACGAUGAUGCGUACAUUCUCAAGCUAUUAUGGCGCUACCAACUUCCAGAGAGUACGCGCAUUUCCCCAAGUUCUUCAGUUCUCUCUUCUUCAAGCAUUGAUGUUGCAUCUGGUGGAACUAAGCCGUUCUACUGGAAUUCUGAAACAGAGACAGCAAAAGUAUAUGAAUAGAUCCAUGGUAUGUAUAGCUCCAAAACAAACACACACAUAUAGAUAUAUCUAUGGUAUCAUGAAAUAUUGGUUCAAGUUUCUUUAAUUUUUUUGGUUAAAUAGGUAUGGGUAUUGCCAAUGAUUGGCAAUAGGUGAUUUUUGUAACUGGUCAUGUAUCCAAUUCAUACCACUAUUCAACUUUGAGUUUUUGGUGAAAGAGGUUUUAAGUAUCUAUCUAUGUUGUUGAAAUGGGUUUGCAAUUGGUA
Camellia sinensis is the source of this 1332-nucleotide messenger RNA. The record is from RefSeq and is a predicted model, not a curated record. Lineage: Eukaryota; Viridiplantae; Streptophyta; Magnoliopsida; Ericales; Theaceae.